AUGUCUGGGGUGAUUGCAAUUCCCCUGGCGACUCCCGCCACGACUCCUAAAAAGAGAUCCAAGCCCAAGAAGACUGGACCCACCGUAUCUGACCGCAUCCUGAAGGUUGUGUCAGCAUCGAAGGACCGUAGUGGUGUGUCUCUUGCGGCUCUCAAAAAGUCUCUGGCAGCCAGCGGCUAUGAUGUUGUGAAGAACAACGCUCGACUCAAACUCGCAGUCCGGCGUUUGGUGGCCAAAGGAUAUCUUCUGCAGCCCAAGGGCACUGGGGCGUCCGGCUCUUUCAAAAUUAACAAAAACAAAGCCGUCGUUAAAAAGAAAAACAACUAUCAAUAAUAAAGUCAAGAAGGUAGGGGGCCAAGAUUGUCAAGAAAGCGUCACCUAAGAAGGCAGCGGGCGCCAAGAAGUCCCCAAAGAAAACCAAGAGGAAGAGUCCCAAGAAGGCCAAAAGACCCGCAGCAGCAAAAAAGACCAAGAGCCCCAGGAAGACCAAGCGCAGAGUCGCCAAAUCCACCCGGGCUAAAGCUGCUCCUAAGAAGAAAUAG
Messenger RNA from Coregonus sp. 'balchen', 542 nucleotides. NCBI's taxonomy places the organism in Eukaryota, Metazoa, Chordata, Actinopteri, Salmoniformes, Salmonidae. The record is from the annotation of a GenBank genome assembly.